Molecule: messenger RNA, 414 nt
Organism: Ilex paraguariensis (yerba mate)
Lineage: Eukaryota; Viridiplantae; Streptophyta; Magnoliopsida; Aquifoliales; Aquifoliaceae
Source: the annotation of a GenBank genome assembly
AUGGUUGAACUCCAUGUAUUUGUUCAUGGUAUCACUGGCUUUGAUAAUUUAGCACCUAACUUGGAGGAAGUUGUAAGUAAAGCCCAAUCAUGUGAGAAGCUAAAAGUGGAGGCUGAAAAGUGUUUGGCACAAAGUGAAAGAUUCAGCAACGAGAAGGCAGAAUUUGAAUCUGCAAUCUAUGCAAAGGCACGUUUUCUUGGAGUUUCGAAUUCAAAAAAGGCAAAACUUAGAGAGCUUCGAGACAGGCUUUCAAAACAGGAAAGUUCAGGAAAAUUGCUGGAAGAAGAAUCUACCGAAAAAACUGAGAUUUAUGGAAAUGAUGAUGAAAAAAGUGAGGACGAGCCUGCGAAGGAUCUUAUUGGUACUUCAAAGAAUGUUCUAGCAAGUAGGUCUCGCGGUCGCAAGAGGAAGUAA